This is a messenger RNA of Armigeres subalbatus, 1031 nucleotides long. RefSeq names its product haloacid dehalogenase-like hydrolase domain-containing protein 2. Gene Ontology annotation, molecular function: phosphatase activity. Bases 46 to 897 code for a protein of 283 amino acids. Gene Ontology annotation, biological process: dephosphorylation. The transcript has 3 exons. The record is from RefSeq and is a predicted model, not a curated record. NCBI's taxonomy places the organism in Eukaryota, Metazoa, Arthropoda, Insecta, Diptera, Culicidae.
GAAAAAAAAUUUGGUCUGUACACAAGAUCAAAACAGUAGUUACAUAUGAGUCGCUUUUAUUUCUUGUCUAUUAAAACCGGUCUAAAACUUCGAAAUUUUGUUACAAAAACUCACAUGGUUCCUGUAAAGGCUGCCCUAAUAGAUUUAAGUGGAACACUCCACGUAGAUGAUCAACCUACGGAUGGCGCUGUGGACGCACUUAAAAGAUUGCGUGAACGAGGAGUUUCAGUCAAAUUUGUUACGAAUACAACAAAAGAAAGCGUAUCAUCGCUGUACGCUCGAUUAGUAAAAAUUGGAUUCCAGCUGGAGCAAAAUGAAAUCUACAGCUCGUUAACAGCGGCAUCCAAUUUUGUCCGGAGCAAUGGUCUCAAUCCGUAUUACAUCCUGACGGACGACGCCCGCAAAGACUUCCCAUUGAACGACCCCGCCAAAGAGUACGACUCCGUUGUUGUGGGCCUGGCGCCGGAGCGAUUUUCAUACGAGUACAUUAACGAGGCAUUCAGAAUCCUGCACAAUAGCAGGGGAACAGCCCGGUUGGUGGCGAUUCACGAGGGGAAAUACUACAAAACCAAGCAGGGCAUUUCCCUAGGGCCCGGGUGCUUCGUGAAAGGUUUGGAAUAUAGCACCGGGUUGAAAAGUAUUUGCAUUGGAAAGCCGAACGAGUACUUCUUCCGGUCGGCUAUGCCUGAUGGUUUGAAGCCAGAGGAAUGCGUUAUGAUAGGAGAUGACACAAAUGACGACUGCCUCGGAGCUAUGGCAAUAGGAAUGAAAGGAUUUUUGGUUGAAACGGGAAAAUACCAACCGGAUCUACACGGAAUGGAUACCCUUCCAAAAGUCAGUGGUAUCUUCAAAAACUUCGGUGCCGUUGUUGAUCAUUUAAGUGACACGUUAAUUUAAUGCAAUAUGUAAAAGGUUGUUCUUUCAAAGUAAAUCGAGACUUUUGUCCGCGGUCAAAGAUAUAUUCUACAGCACUUCAACCUACACAUAGUUGAGCAGUAAAUACAGAUAAAAUAGAACAUGGAACAUACUUA